AUGGAUCCAUAUUUAAAAUCACUUUCAUUGUUCCGUCGCAGAAAGUAUGAACAGUGUAUUGAAAUUUGUAAUGAGCUACUCAACAACAAUCCAUCGCUUCAAGGACCUUGGGAGUUGAAAAUGCGAGCCAUGACUCAAAGAGUUUAUAUUGAUGAUAUCGAAGCUGAAGAGGAUGCGGUAACAGAUGAUCCAAUGGACACUGAAAUUCUCGCGACAGCACCUAAACCAGGCACAUCGUUAAGAACGGCAACAGCAAUUAAGGCUGGACAACGAACAGCGUCGUCGCGACCGAGAACGUCGACAGGUCGGCCAUUAACUGGAGUCGCAAGACCUGGGACAAUUCAACAACGUGCGGGAACAUCUUCAUUGACUGGAAAUCGAACCGCACUCCAAAGUGGACGUGGAAAUACCGCACGCAAUAUCAGACUUGGCUCAGCAUCAAUAUUUUCCCUCUCUGACAACACUUUCAACAUGUCUCGCCUUAAUCCAUCGGUGUUUGCAAUGAAAUCAACAGUAGCUAAAAUCCUGUUUCAAGUUUUAUAUUACCACGAGGGAGAUGUUAAGAAGGCACUUGAUUUAUGCAAUGCCGUGAUGGAAUUAAAUAAAACAGAAGCUGGUUGGUGGUGGCUUACUCAGAAAGGUCGAUGUCUGAUUGCAAUUGGUAAUGCACGAUUGGCAGAGAAUUCUUUACGUUCAUCUUUGAAACUUUUACCCCAUCCUGAUACAAUUUCGUUACUUGCGCGAGCUUAUUGUAGAAUUGAUCAACCAUUAGCAGCACUUGAAGUUUGUAAAAUUGGCCUCGAGAAGCUUCCCAAUGACAUUUCACUUUUGAAGCAGCAGGGAAGAAUUUAUGAAUUGAUUGGAAAUUUACCAACAUCUGUGAGAACGUACAAGCAAAUCAUUCAACUCGAUCCAAUGAAUACUGAAGCCUUGAGUUGUAUUUCUGUUCACUAUUUUUAUAAUUAUCAACCGGAAAUGGCCCUCGUUUACUAUCGACGACUUCUUUCGAUGGGAUUAAACGCCUGCGAACUUUUUUGCAAUAUUGGUUUGUGUUGCUUAUAUGGGGGUCAAUUGGAUUUAGUUUUUUCGUGUUUUCAACGUGCUUUAAGACUAGCGAUUAGUGCAGAUCAAAAGGCUGAUGUUUGGUAUAACAUUUCAUUCAUUGGACUGAAUAUUGGAGACUUGGACUUUGCAAGACGCUGUCUCAGAAUUUGCAUAAGUUUAGAUGGUGGACAUGCUUCAGCAUUAAACAAUUUAGGUGUUAUUGCAAUGAAAAAAGAGAAUUCCACGAAAGCCAAAAUGUAUUUUAAUCUUUCUAAAAAGUUGCUACCAGAAAACGAUGAGAUUAAACAUAACAUUAAUUUGAUUGAAAACAAACAUUAA
Messenger RNA from Clunio marinus, 1383 nucleotides. The record is from the annotation of a GenBank genome assembly. NCBI's taxonomy places the organism in Eukaryota, Metazoa, Arthropoda, Insecta, Diptera, Chironomidae.